AGGUGAUUGGUUAUUUCCGUGUAAGUAGCCGAAAUACGACACUUGGUUGAAUUUUGGAACUAAAAAAUUAUUUCUCCACGAACAGAUGUAAUGCUCCAGCCAGACAAACUUAAUUGCUCCAUGCGUAAGCAACUUCGUAUUGCAUAUGCCACUUCAAAGGACUUGGAGAAUUAUCGCAUACGUGGUGGACCAGUCAUACUAAACUUGGAACUCAAACCCAAUAACAAAUACGUUUUCGAACGUACCAGCCACAUGACCUUCCAUACAGGUGUGAAGCCUGAUAAAUACCAUAAUUUCACUAUGAUAUGGACGUCGGAGCAAAUUGCUUUGUUCGUUGAUGGCGACAAGUAUGGCUGCAUUGCAAACAACGGUCAAUAUACUGAAAGUUAUCAUAUCGUUUUGGGCGUCUCUGCUGGUGGGCAUUUAGAAUAUACUGAAACUAAUUCAAAACCAUGGUCGAACGGUUACAGUAAUGCUACACGAGUAUUUCACGAAAGCUUUACUGGUUGUUGUGCCGGAACUGUUGCAAAAGGUGAAUGUACACAGGAAAUUAAUAGAUCAGCAUGUAGCAAAAAUCAAAAAAUGGAGUGCAAACCAUCAGAGCAACGUUAUGUAAAGAGGAGAUGCAGCAAACCAUGGGGUCCACAAUCAACUAUGGCAAUUAAAUGUGUGCGCGUAUAUGCUGUGUAGAACUACGAGGAAGCGAGUAAAUUUGGAAAGGCGCACCUGAAUCAUGUAUCUAUAAAUAAAUAAACAUAUGUAAUUAUGGAACAAGUAUAUAAAAGCUUUAAUGAAAAGUAAACAUAAUAGGGUGAAUACCAAAACGUCAAAAUACAAAGCAUCAGUCUCUUUUAUUUCUAGACCU
Messenger RNA from Rhagoletis pomonella (apple maggot), 865 nucleotides. RefSeq names its product beta-1,3-glucan-binding protein-like. Lineage: Eukaryota; Metazoa; Arthropoda; Insecta; Diptera; Tephritidae. The record is from RefSeq and is a predicted model, not a curated record. The transcript is spliced from 2 exons. Bases 91 to 690 code for a protein of 199 amino acids.